CAUCCGCGCCUCGCCGGCCUCUCCCACCAGCCCACAUAAUAUGCUGUACGCUGUUCCAUGAGAAACACAUGAUCAUCCCAUUCCAGUCAUCAACCCUGCUUACUUCUCACUCGCUCGCUGGAGAGCUGACCUCCUUCGCCACUUUGCACUCCGCUCAAUCCAUCCCCCAUGGGAAACUGCAAUGGUCAGCCCUCAUCACACACCGAUCAUCCGGUUCCCGCCGCAGGUGGGGGAGGUAUAGUCAAAGCCCGCCAGCCGGCACCGGCACUAGCUCCACAUCCUCCGGCGCCUCCGGUCACCGGCGGCAUCGGCCGCGUGCUAGGUCGGCCGAUGGAAGACGUCCGCGAAACCUACAACUUUGGUCGGGAGCUCGGGCGUGGCCAGUUCGGCGUUACCUAUCUCGUCACUCACAAGAAGACCGGUGAACUCCUCGCCUGCAAGUCAAUCGCCACGCGAAAGCUCGUGAACCGCGACGACAUCGAGGACGUCCGACGGGAGGUCCAGAUCAUGCACCACUUGACUGGCCAUCGCAAUAUUGUAGAGCUGCGCGGCGCUUACGAGGAUCGCCAGUCGGUGAACCUGGUUAUGGAGCUCUGCGAGGGCGGGGAGCUCUUUGACCGGAUUAUUGCUAAGGGGCAUUACUCGGAGCGUGCCGCUGCUGCGCUUUGCCGCGAAAUUGUGACUGUUGUGCACAACUGCCAUUCCAUGGGCGUGAUGCACCGUGAUCUGAAGCCGGAGAACUUUCUGUUUCUGAAUAAGGAGGAAAGCUCCCCACUUAAGGCUACGGAUUUUGGGCUAUCCGUCUUCUUUAAGCCUGGAGAAAAGUUCAGGGACCUUGUUGGAAGUGCAUAUUAUGUAGCUCCUGAAGUCUUGCAACGGAAUUAUGGGCUAGAAGCUGACAUAUGGAGUGCUGGAGUGAUGCUCUACAUCCUUCUUUCUGGAGUUCCGCCAUUUUGGGGAGAGAAUGAACGGGGCAUAUUUGAUGAAAUUUUACGAGGGCAUCUUGAUUUCUCUUCGGAUCCGUGGCCUUCCAUUUCUAGUAGCGCAAAAGAACUUGUGAAAAAAAUGCUUAGGCAUGAUCCAAAAGAGCGGCUAACUGCAGUUGAAGUUUUGAAUCAUCCAUGGAUUAGAGUGGAUGGAGAGGCAUCUGAUAAACCGAUUGACAUUACAGUGUUAACUAGAAUGAAACAAUUUAGAGCUAUGAACAAGCUCAAAAAAGUCGCUUUGAAGGUUAUUGCGGAAAAUUUAUCUGAAGAAGAAAUUAGGGGCUUGAAGGAAAUGUUCAAAUCUAUGGAUACUGACAAUAGUGGUACAAUAACUUAUGAAGAACUGAAAGCUGGCCUACCAAAACUGGGUAGCAAACUUUCUGAAUCGGAAGUUAAACAGCUGAUGGAAGCGGCUGAUGUCGAUGGGAAUGGGACUAUCGACUAUAUAGAAUUUAUUACUGCUACAAUGCACAUGAACCGGAUGGAAAAGGAAGAACAUUUGUACAAAGCUUUUGAAUAUUUUGACAAGGAUAGGAGUGGAUAUAUCACUAUGGAGGAGCUGGAGCAAGCUCUGACAAAAUACAACAUGGGUGAUGCCAAGACAAUUAAAGAGAUUUUAGCAGAAGUUGACACUGAUCAUGAUGGGAGAAUCAACUAUGAUGAGUUUGUAGCCAUGAUGAGAAAAGGAAAUCCAGACAUUGGUCCACCAAGACGGCGCAAAUAAACAUUAUUUUUUUUUUAAAAUUGGAUUUUUAUCUUUUUUUUUUAUUUAUUUUUUUAUGCUGGUUUGUCUGUGCUCUCGAAGGGAUUUUGUGUUUUCCAUCAUGCAAAAUUCUCUGCAAGGGAAAAUAUUUACGUACAUAAGACGUACGCAGCGCUGCGUAUGUU
This is a messenger RNA of Phalaenopsis equestris, 1874 nucleotides long. RefSeq names its product calcium-dependent protein kinase 1-like. Gene Ontology annotation, cellular component: nucleus; cytoplasm. Gene Ontology annotation, biological process: peptidyl-serine phosphorylation; intracellular signal transduction; protein autophosphorylation. NCBI's taxonomy places the organism in Eukaryota, Viridiplantae, Streptophyta, Magnoliopsida, Asparagales, Orchidaceae. The record is from RefSeq and is a predicted model, not a curated record. Gene Ontology annotation, molecular function: calcium/calmodulin-dependent protein kinase activity; calmodulin binding; calcium ion binding.